CAGUUGAAGUUAUGUCUUGGUUAUUCAAGAGGAAAUAAUUCGCCUUCCAAGACAAUUCUCCUGAUUUUCACAGCGGGACUGAUGCUUCAUCUAAACUGGAAAUUUCAACCACCGGGCGUCAGUAAGUAGUCAGGGAUUUUUCGAGGAAACGGUACUGUGAUUGGUUCAAAAUUCGCCCCCGGCUCUGAAUUAAGACAAAGAAUCGUGCUGAUUUUCGCACAACCAACAAGUCGCAAAACCAAGACCAAUCGUAAAUUAAUUUAUCUAUGAACUUUGUUGAGCAUGAUUCAUUUUGAGAUUUUGCGAGUUCUCAUUGGCUUGUUACACUAGUAACCACGACAGCGACGGCAACGGGGACGUGGCAAAACAAGGGAUAUAAAAGGCAGGGCAAUGGCCCAGCACGAGUGUUUUAAAACUUUGUAUAUUUCUUUGUACAUUUCCGUCCUCUGCAAAAUCACCAACAUUUUCGUGAUCUGACAACGGGAACUUAGACGGUAUUUCAAGCAUCGAUUUAAAACUCAACGCAGAGCACUUAAGUUAUGUUGAAGUUGAGGCGUGGCGCUGUAAGAGACAGUUAACAUAUCCAGUCAUUCGCGAAAUUCUAACUAAAAAUAUAAGUUCACUUUUGAAUCGAAGUCUUCCUCGGCGUUGCUUUCCUGGCUGCUAAAAGGUCCCUAACAUGAAUGGGUUACGGUAGAGUUAAUGGGGAGAAAUAAUUUUAAGUAUACGUCUAAGAGUAACGGAUGUUCUCUUCUCAGGUAUGAGUUGUAAGGCAAGCUGUAAUGUGAAGGAGGUUUUGUCUUGUUCACCAAACGGGGAGAUCAUCACGAAGACAAGUGUGAGGGAGCUGGGAAAACCACUUACUAGAAAAGGUACAAAAUGGAAGGCAUCACGAUUAUAUCCCUUAUUGCGGUUUAUUUAAUCAAAUGUAACUUUGCCAAUUAUUUUCUAAUCUUUUUGUUUUAGUUUUUCUAACCAUUGGAAUUCCAACCGUCGAAAGAACUUACAAGAACAAGACGGAAAGUUAUUUGAAUGCAACUUUAAACUCGCUCUUGACGAGUAGUGUUUCGGAGGAUGACCUUAAAGACAUCUUAAUUGUUGUUUUUCUCGCCGACACCGAAGAAUCAGCCCGCGCGAUCGUCAAAAAGAAACUAUUAGAAAACUUUAGUAAAUACAUGGAGAUGAAUUUAAUUCAUGUAAUUUCGGCUCCUCCCUCGUUCUAUCCUCGCUUGAAAGGAAUUCCGUCUACUCUUGGCGACGGGCCUGACAGAAUGUACUGGCGUUCAAAACAGAGCAUGGAUUACGUGUUUAUGUUUUAUUACAGUCAUGGCCUUGCAAAUUACUACUUGCAUCUUGAAGAUGAUGUCACAACUGAGCCCAACACUUUGAGUCAAAUACGAAAAUUUAUUGAUCAAAGAGGAAAUGUCACGUGGGAAGUGUUGAAUUUCAGCAUCUGGGGGUUUAUAGGAAAGCUUUUCCACGACGAAAAUCUUCGAAUGCUGGGUCGUUAUUUCGAGAAAUUUUACUAUGAAAUGCCUUGCGACUGGUUGUUAUAUAAUUACUACGCUUCGAGAGGAGGAAAAUCAAUGCUUAAAGAUAAGAAGAACAUGUAUGAGAAGGAACUUUUUCAUCACAUUGGUCACCAGUCUUCCUCUCUUGGAACAUAA
This is a messenger RNA of Pocillopora meandrina, 1667 nucleotides long. NCBI's taxonomy places the organism in Eukaryota, Metazoa, Cnidaria, Anthozoa, Scleractinia, Pocilloporidae. The record is from the annotation of a GenBank genome assembly.